Molecule: messenger RNA, 2305 nt
Organism: Larimichthys crocea (large yellow croaker)
Lineage: Eukaryota; Metazoa; Chordata; Actinopteri; Sciaenidae
Product: carbonic anhydrase 4
Exons: 18
Coding region: 121-1908 (595 amino acids)
Cellular component (GO): plasma membrane
Molecular function (GO): zinc ion binding; carbonate dehydratase activity
Source: RefSeq, a predicted model, not a curated record
CCAAUCACAUACUGAUUACUAAAAGAGGUCCAGCUGCUGCUCAGGUGAAACAUUUCAACUCAGCUCUGAGCUUUUCGCCUCACUGGGAGGUUUUCAGGGACUUCAAGCUCAGACAGUAAGAUGCAUUUCUCCUCACUUGUGCUGUGUCUGACUUUAGGAGCUUUGUUGAAAGAUGUUUCAGCUACUGGAAGUGAAUGGUGCUACACUGGCUGCGUUAAUACUCCGGGCUACUGGGAAGACCUCGAGGGUUCUUACUGUGGAGGAAAAAGGCAGUCCCCUAUUGAUAUAGACACCAGCAUGGUUCAGACUGACCCAAAACUGCUUAACUUUACCUUUGUCAACUUCACGUCUCAGCAUGUCAUUAAGACCAUCGUUUAUGAUGGACACACAGUGAAAUGCAAAUUGAAGGAACAUGAAGUUGAAGUAAGUGGAGGUGGACUUGAUGAAACAUAUUCUACACUUCAGUUUCACUUCCACUGGGGUCAUACAGAACAUCAUCCUGGAUCUGAGCACAAGAUUAAUGGUUACCGUUAUCCAAUGGAGAUGCACAUUGUCAGUCUGAAGAAAGGUCUUACUGUGGACGAGGCUGUAAAGGACUCCACGGGAAUUGCAGUUCUUGGAUUUUUCAUAAAUGCAACAGAAGAUGGGCAUGCAACAGGACCAUGGAGCAUGCUCACAUCUUACCUGUCAAACAAAACUGAUAUUGAGCCUCAAAUAAAUCUCAACCUCUCUAUCAAUGACCUAAUUGGAAAUGUAGACCUCACAAAAUACUACCGAUACAUGGGAUCCCUAACCACCCCCAAGUGCAACGAAGCAGUCGUGUGGACAGUCUUUCAUGAACCAAUUAACCUCCACAAAGAUCUGAUUCAGCUGUUUCCCAUGAAGACCGGACUCCCCAUCGCUUAUCGGCCUACGCAACAACUUAAUACACGCCAAGUAUUUGCUUCCCCUCCUUUAUCUCAACACGCUCCAUGGUGCUAUGAAGCUCAUGGAAAGUGUGUGUACAGUCCCUCAAAAUGGCACCUUCUGCCUCAAUCCCACUGUGGCGGCGAUCGCCAGUCACCCAUCAACAUUGAAAGAAAAAACGCUAUGGUGGACAAGAACCUUGGUGGCUUCACCUUUACACAUUUUAACGACAAACAUGCCAUCAAGACGAUCACUAACACAGGCCACACAGUGAAGUGUAAGCUGAAGGAGAAUACAGUGGAGGUCUCAGGUGGAGGUUUGGGACACGUCUACUCCACCAUUCAGUUCCACUUCCACUGGGGUCUCCCAUCACAUGACUCCAAGGGCUCAGAGCACACAGUGGAUUCACAGAGAUACCCGAUGGAGCUGCACAUAGUGAACAAGAGGAAGGAUUUAACUUUGACUCAGGCAGUCGAGACUCAUAAUGGCCUUGCAGUGCUGGGAUUCUUUAUUGAGGCUAAAGAGAUCCCCAAAAGCAGCAGCAGCAGCAGCAGCAGUAGUAGUAGUGGUAGCAGCAGCAGCAGCGGCGGUACAGAACAUCAGGGGACAAAUCCAACAUCUCAUAUGGCCUGGACGAAUCUGACCAACUACCUUUCAUUAAUUAAAGAAAUCGGCAGAGAAGUUACCUUUACAGACGAGAUCUCCAUCGAUGACUUGCUUGGCGAUGUGAACCGAGAUAGUUACUAUCGUUACAAUGGCUCCUUAACCACCCCUUCAUGUAAUGAGGCGGUGGUUUGGACAGUCUUUAAAGAGACUAUCAAGGUGGACCAAGCGCUGAUGAUGAUGUUUCCGAAUUCUACAGAGCAGCAUGACGUGUUUCGGCCUGUACAGCCUCUUCAUAGUAGGAAAAUCUACACCACGUAUUCAGCAUCCAUUGCCAUUGCCCCAGUUCCCAUCAUACUGUUUAUGGUGCUGGCAAGUCUCUGGGCCUUUUUCAUAUGAUCUGCAUUUGUGACAAGGUUAGCUUAUUGGGACUAGUGUGAAGACUAAAAUAUAUUGCACUAAUGAUUUGUUUUGCACUGCUCGCAUUAUCAAUAUCCAAAAUGUAUUUAUCAGAAUGUAUCCAGUAUUCAUUAGAAAAAUACUUGGUUACUUUUCAUUGGAUUUGUGACAUACAUACUUCUCAAACUAGUCAUAUCCCUUUUUGCUUUGCUUAAUCAAAACGUGUGCAGUAUAAUAUAAGAUACCUAAAUCUCAGAUGAAUUAAGACUUUUUCUACUAAACUACACCACUAUUGCAGUUGUUAACCACAAAAUAAAUUAUUUGAUAAUUAUUAUUGUGUGUACUAUUAUAACCACUGAAAGCUAAAAAAUAAAUAAUUCAUGUUGUUUGAAAGUGA